Molecule: messenger RNA, 1095 nt
Organism: Nematocida ausubeli
Lineage: Eukaryota; Fungi; Microsporidia
Exons: 1
Coding region: 1-1095 (364 amino acids)
Biological process (GO): chromatin remodeling; regulation of DNA-templated transcription
Cellular component (GO): nucleus; chromatin
Source: RefSeq, a predicted model, not a curated record
AUGGAAGAGGCAUCCCAAAAAACAGUCACAAAAACAGAGCUGACUUCCGAUGAGAUAGCUCUCUGCCGGGAGCUGCUGCUUAAGCUGAAGAAAAGCACACACGCAGGGCCGUUUCUGUAUCCAGUGGAUCCGCAGAGGCUGAACAUUCCAGACUACUACGAAAAAAUAAAGGAGCCUAUGGAUCUCUCGACAGUCUCAAAGAAACUUGAUGCCAACGUUUACAAAAGCACUGAUGAGCUGAAGGCAGACAUAAAUCUCAUGCUUUCCAAUUGCUAUACAUACAACCAGUCUGACACUGCGGUAUGCAAAAUGGGGCAGGCGCUGGAAAAGUAUUUUAAACAGCUCCUGCAGAAAGGAGCACUUGUACGGAAAAGAAAGGGCGAAGAAGAGGCUGAGAAAAAGAGAAAGGUUAAGACAGAUAUGACUGAAGAGGAGUAUGCAAAGUGCCUAGAGUCUCUUAAUGAGAUAGUUAAGGCAAAGUACAGAAGAAUUAAUUGGCCAUUCCUAGAGCCUGUAGAUGAAACCCUUGUCCCAAACUACUACACGCUGAUCACACAUCCAAUGGAUCUAUCUACAAUGCGCACAAAGCUUACAGGGCAUCAGUAUUCAGGAAUAGACGAGUUUUUGAAUGACUUUGACACAAUGGUAAACAACUGUCACUCAUUCAACGCAGAAGGAACAGAUGUGUAUGUCUGUGCAACAAAGCUAAAUGCACAGUUUAAGCAAAUCUUUGACCAGAAAAAAAAGAAGCCUGAUGACACAUCGGGGCGAAUUUCUAUGCUCCGUGGGCUGAUUACACAGUAUGAAGCAGAGCUUAGGAAGCUGGAAGAAAAAACAGGCACCGAGACAGUGGAGUUCGGAUACGAAGAAAAACUGAAGUUAAAGAAAAUGAUCGAUGCAAUUCCUCUUGCUAGACUGGCUCCUCUGCUGACCUACAUCCAGGAGAAUGUGCCCCAUGUUAUGUUCUCUGAACUUGAUGUUUUAGAAGUGAAUCUGGAUGUACUCGAUCAGAAAACACUAAGAAGUCUUAGCAAUGUUGUACGUGAGGCGCAUGUAGAGGUCCAAAGAGUGGAAAGUGACUCAAGCAGUGAAUGA